AUGGCGGUCAUAGUGCUCGACAACGGAGGCGGGUUUGCUAAAGUUGGAUAUUCUACCGACAAAGAACCGAGAGUUUUACCUAACUGUGUGACCAAGGCUAAGAAUGUUCGGACAAGGAUUUUUAUUGGGGACCAAAUAGAAGAGUGUAAGGAUCUGUCAGGGUUAUACUACCUGUUGGCCUUCCAGAAGGGCUACCUUGUUAACUGGGAUAUUGAGAGACAAGUGUGGGACUACAUGUUUGGCAAAGAUUUUCUGAAGGCUGACUUCAAUGAGACCAGUAUCAUAGUCACAGACCCUUACUUUAAUUUCGCUUCCAUCCAGGAGGCUAUGAAUGAGAUAUUAUAUGAGGAAUACCAAUUUAAAUCAGUGUUCCAUUGUAACCCAUCAUAUCUGACCCAGUAUAAGUACCAGAAGGAACGUCCAGAAAAAGAGUUCUGUACCAUGGUGGUGGACACAGGCUAUUCCUUCACUCAUCUUGUACCAUACUUCAAAGGCAAAAAGAUAGAAAACUCUGUCAGAAGGGUGAAUGUUGGUGGAAAAGUUCUGACAAAUCAUUUAAAAGAAAUAAUUUCCUACAGACAGCUGAUGGUGAUGGAUGAAACUUAUGUCAUCAACCAGCUUAAGGAGGAUGUGUGUUAUGUCUCCCAGCAGUUUACCAAGGACAUGGAAAUAGCAAGAUUGAAAGGUCCAGCCAACACAAUAGCAAGGGACUAUGUGCUGCCAGACUAUACUCACAUAAAGAGGGGCUAUGUCAGACCUCAGGAGGAGAGUACAGGCAAGGCUAAAGAUGGUGAACAGAUCAUACGGAUGAGUAAUGAGAGGUUUGCUGUACCAGAACUGUUAUUCCAUCCCUCGGAUGUGGGUAUACAAGAGAUGGGUAUUGCAGAGGGCCUUGUUCACGCAAUCAGUGCCAUGCCAGAAGAUAUUCAGCCCCAUAUGUUCAACAAUAUCAUCUUAACAGGAGGUAACUGUCUACUUCCAGGAUUUCAUCAGCGGAUGAUGACAGAUGUGAGAAGUAUGGCUCCAGAUGAAUAUGAUUUAAGUAUCACCAAUCCUACAAAUCCAGUGACAUAUUCCUGGUCAGGCGGUGCCAUGCUAGCCCAGGACCCAAAUUUCAGUAAACUGUGUGUUACGCGUGAGGACUAUGAGGAAAAUGGACAUGGUUUAUGUCUGGAGAAGUUUGACGUGUGACCCAUAAUGACAGAUGUCUUGGCAAAUUUAUCACAAUGGUGAUAGGGAAAGACUUGCAUGGUGUCUUGGACAACAGAGAUGCCAAACAAAAUAACAAGUCUAAUUAUAGAUUUUGAGUUGGUUAAGUACAAGAAUAUGACCAACAUGUCGUCAUAUUGGCACAUGAAAUCUAUAGCAUCUCUGUGUGACUUCAACUUCAAUGAUUCACUUCACCUGAUAGUGUUGUUACACAUUCCUAGCUGGGGAUAUGCAUAGGUAGUUAUUUUGACUGUCUACGCCUAACUACCGUAAAUACUUCGGUAUCUUGUCUAACUUCAAGGUUGAAACUUACUGAUAAUUAUGAAGGACAUGGAAAAUGUAUUUCCAAAAUACUACCUUUGUGAAAACUGUUUGCGAUUAAUAUCUAGUAACAGUCUUUCGAGGUUUUGACUUUACACAUUAACUAUGAUGUGUUUUUUUCAUUCCACAGAGAUCAGCAAACCAUCUUGUGUUCAAGAUAUUUCAGUCAUUAACUGCUCAGGUGCUAUGAGUAAACAGAAAAGAAAAUAUUGAUGUACACCUUAUAUUAUAUGUAGUUUCCUGGUCUAAUUUUGUUGUUAUUGCUAGGUAUCAGUAUACCAAAUAGGCUGUCAUAAUGAUAUCACAGAUGUAUGAACCUGUAUUUGUUUACAUUUUCUUGAUCUAUGGACCUUAAAA
Messenger RNA from Ylistrum balloti, 1887 nucleotides. Its product is annotated as actin-related protein 6-like. The transcript has 12 exons. Gene Ontology annotation, molecular function: nucleosome binding. The record is from RefSeq and is a predicted model, not a curated record. Bases 1 to 1191 code for a protein of 396 amino acids. Lineage: Eukaryota; Metazoa; Mollusca; Bivalvia; Pectinida; Pectinidae. Gene Ontology annotation, cellular component: Swr1 complex.